This is a messenger RNA of Ceratitis capitata (Mediterranean fruit fly), 531 nucleotides long. RefSeq lists its product as uncharacterized. The transcript is spliced from 2 exons. Bases 42 to 365 code for a protein of 107 amino acids. The record is from RefSeq and is a predicted model, not a curated record. NCBI's taxonomy places the organism in Eukaryota, Metazoa, Arthropoda, Insecta, Diptera, Tephritidae.
CCCUUUGAAUGUUUGCAAAAAAAUAAAAGAAUAAAGAAUUAAUGUCAUUGCUAAGAAAUGUUUUACUGUCAUUUGGAACAAUUCUAUCAUUACAGUUUGUCGCCUCAAAAUAUAUUUCAGAUUACAGAUCGUUCGAUAUGGUGCCUGUUUAUUUAGAGGAAGAGGAAAGUGUAUAUGAAGAAUAUAGAAUAAAUGAUGAUUCUUCCAAAAACAAAACCGCAUGGGACAAAACCAAGCUCUGGGUUGUUAUUAGUGCUGCAUUAUCAGUAUUUUUCAUCAUUUUUCCAAUUCUGGUUUACUUAUUUUGCCCCAAUGCGUGUUGUUGUGGUUGUAAGCCCGUUGAAAUAAGACGUGUGAAUAAUUGACGGAGAUAAUAAAAAUAUUCUAACGAAUCUAAUGGAAGUGAACAAUAGAAUAACUUUAAGAUUUUCGUACAAACUUCAGUGGUAUGUAGAAACAAACUGAAAAACUGUCAGCCUAAUCUGCACGGUAGUUUCGGAGUUUAAAGAAAACAAACGUUAAUAAUGUAUU